AUCAACGAAGCGCAUGCGCCGUCGCUUUGUUUACGUAUCUAUAUGUAUAGUUACCGCGCGCCUAAAAUUUUGAACGGCGCGCAGCGGUUAUUGUUCAUGUUUGGGUGCAAAACUAUAUAUGCAUCAUGGCUGAUGACGCUUCUUGCCAAGUUUUCCGAAUAAAUAAACAGCUUUCUAGUUUUUCGCAAGACGGUAGAUUUUUAGCUUUAGCCAAUCAAACUAAUUUAUUCAUUAAAAACACCGGAACCUUUGAUGAUUACUUGACGUUCGUUUUUCCCGACAUUAUUGAGGAUAUCGCAUGGUCCCCGGAUAGUGAAUAUAUAUUGUGUUAUAGCACUAAAAAGGCUAUUAUUCAAAUUUUCUCAGUGUGUUAUCCUGAAUGGAAAUUCAAACUGACAGAAGGAAGUGCUGGCCUGGACAGUGUCUUGUGGGCACCAGACUGCAAACACAUCAUCACUGUUGCAGAUUUAAAAGUAGAAUUAUGCAUCUGGUCCUUGAUUGAUCAUAGUGUCAUUCAUAUAGAAGAUUUAAAAUCAAGUACAAAUAAAGGCUUUGAAUUCAGUCCAAAUGGAAAACAUUUAGCAGUCAUAGUGAGCGAUAAUGGACAGGAUACUGUUGAAAUUUACAAAACAAAAGACUGGAAGCUGAGUAGAAAACUAAUUUGCGAAGGACUGGCUUGUAUAGAUGCUCUCUGCUGGUCUCCAAACAGCGAAAUCAUAUGCAUAUGGUGUGCGAUCAGUGGCUUGGCAAAAAUGAUAAUCUACUCUACGGUGACGGAGAGUUACGAGGCGAUUUUCCAGCCAGAUGACAACAAAAGAACUUUGGGCUCAAAGGAGAGCUUAACGAGUUGCAAUCACUUCGACGAAAAGUUGAGAGGUUUGGAACUGGUAAAGUGGAUGCCAAGUGGACAAUUACUGGCAAUAUCGGGACACAAUGAAACGAUCGUUCUUCUGAAUUGCCUCACGUGGAAUCCAACUUUACAGUUACGUUUGGAACCAAUCGUCAAAGGAGGCAAUUAUUUAAGUAGAGUAUUCAAAGAAUGUAUACUCAAAGAAUCGAAGGAUUCGAAUCGAGCGACAGAAAAAACGCCGCCUUCUAACGAUAAACACAUUAUGGAGGAAGUCGGCAGUCGUCCUGUAAACAUUCCUAUUGUUAAAACUGUAACAUACAUCGGAGGCGAUUCAUCGACAUUAGCAAUUCACACGAUAGACAUUAUGGAAUUCAGUGCUUGCGGUCAGUACUUAUCUAUAAGACAUCGAAUAUAUCCUGGAGCUUUGUGGGUUUGGGAUGUCAGGACGAACGCCGUCGAUAUUAUUAUACUGCAAAAUAAUAUUUCAGCGAUCAAAUGGAACCCAAUUAAUCCAAGACUGUUGAUUUUCACCGAAAGCACUCAUAUGUAUGAGUGGAAUCCAGAUGAAAUAUCAUGCUCGAGUACUCCUCGAGGAAUGACGGUACUCGAUGCCCGCUGGCAUCCAACAAGCUCUAUCGUCGCUCUUUGCGGUUACAAUCGUGCCGUAAUUUAUCGCUUUGAUGGACAAAAAUAAAAAUACGUUAUACCAUAUUGUACUAUAUAUUUAAUUUUUUGUAUUUAUUAUUUUUAAUUGUAUCCAAUUUGUAUGAACAUUUUAAAUAUAAAAAUACUUUUAUAUGACUUUUGAUGCAUUUGAUUAGUUAAGUAAGCUACUAUUCAAAUUGCAUGUAAUAAAAAAAAAAUAAUUGUAAUAAGUAAUAAGUAUAAUGUAUUGGGAGUUUAAACUUGGUUCGCGCGCUUGAAGGUUAACAAAGAUGGUGGCCAGAAUGUCUCCGAAAUACACAGGGCUCUUAUGGAGCUUCAUUAAAAAAAAUGUAGUAGAAUUAUAAACUUUUACACGAUAAAAAAUCUUGUCAGUGUCCUUACACACUCCGUGUGAAUAGAGUGAGGCUACACUGUCAUCAAGAAACAUGAUAGAAGGCCAGAACGUUAUAAAUUCUGUCAUGAUUAACGUGUAUGGUGCUCCGUAAAAGCUCCAGAAAAAUUACGAAGAACUUGUUUUACAAACAAGUUCUUCGAAAUCCAAGCCUUAUCUGAUCACAGGGAUAUUAUUAUUAAUAUGAAAACGAUAAAAAUGACGUAGAAGUGGUAGUUAAAAAAAUGGACUGUACGUACUCUUGCUCAGAUACUCAAAAUAAAUUUUUUAAAGUCAAUUUGUAGUAAAUAUCGUUCCUUUGCUAAGUACUUAGUAAAAACUCAAUGACAGUUUCUGCAUUUUGGAAUUACAGUCCUUGAGGAACGAAUGAGUGCAGCAGACUCUUUUUUUAGUA
Molecule: messenger RNA, 2301 nt
Organism: Nasonia vitripennis (jewel wasp)
Lineage: Eukaryota; Metazoa; Arthropoda; Insecta; Hymenoptera; Pteromalidae
Product: WD repeat-containing protein WRAP73
Exons: 7
Coding region: 126-1544 (472 amino acids)
Biological process (GO): microtubule anchoring at mitotic spindle pole body; mitotic sister chromatid segregation; protein localization to mitotic spindle pole body
Cellular component (GO): MWP complex; mitotic spindle; microtubule organizing center
Molecular function (GO): protein binding
Source: RefSeq, a predicted model, not a curated record